Messenger RNA from Dujonia railenensis, 1464 nucleotides. The record is from the annotation of a GenBank genome assembly. NCBI's taxonomy places the organism in Eukaryota, Fungi, Ascomycota, Pichiomycetes, Serinales, Debaryomycetaceae.
AUGACGAAAACCAGAAAACCUCUUAUUAUCAAUGCCUUUGACAUGGGAACUAGCGGGCUCCAAUCCCCUGGGUUGUGGAAGCACCCAGAUGAUCAAUCGGCCAAAAAAGAUUUGGACUACUGGAUCAAUUUGGCAAAGCUUUUAGAAAAAGGAAAAUUCAACUCUGUCUUCCUUGCAGACGUAUUGGGUGGUUAUGAUGUUUACAAUGGCCCCAGAAACCUUAAGGCCGCGAUCAAUUCAGGUGCUCAAUGGCCCGUUUAUGAGCCUAGUUUGUUUGUUCCAGUAAUGGCAGCAGUAACUAAGAACUUGACUUUUGGGGUAACCUUUAGCACAGUUAGUGAAGCUCCAUACCAUUUUACAAGACGAUUAGCCACUUUGGAUCAAUUGACCAAUGGGAGAGUGGGCUGGAAUGUUGUAUCUUCUUACUUGGAUAGUGCUUCCAGAAAUACUUUAAACGGGGCAGAUUUACCUGCUCAUGCUGAAAGGUAUGAAAGAGCCGAAGAAUACCUUCAAGUUGUGUACAAAUUGUUCUUAUCGUCUUGGAGUGAUGAUGCUGUUAAGCUUGAUAAGGAACUGGGAAUCUUUACGGAUCACGAGAAAGUUAGAGAAAUCAACCACGAAGGAAAGUUUUUCAAAGUGCCAGGGCCAAAUAUUGUUUCCCCUACUCCACAGAGAUUGCCUGUCAUAUUACAAGCAGGCUCUUCACCUUCUGGAAAGGAUUUUGCCGCAAGAAACGCAGAGAUUGUGUUCCUCACAACCUUUACACCUGAAAGCUUAGCCGGAAAGAUUGAGGAGAUAAAGAAAAUUGCCAAAGAGAAAUAUGGAAGAGAAGAAGGUUCAAUCAAGUUUCUUCAGUUGGUGACCACAGUAAUUGGCAAGACUCAUGAAGAAGCGGCAGAAAAAUACAGACACUUUAAGAGUUUUGGUGAUAAAGAAGGUGCCCUGGCUUUAUUCAGUGGUUGGACUGGUAUCAACAUUGGACAGUUCGAUCCAGAUCAAGAAUUACGUGAUGUCGGAAGUAAUGCAAUCCGUGGAGUAGUUGAAAACUGGACUAAAGAAGCACCAGGUGAUCCACCUAACUUAAAGAAAACCAGAAACUACGUUGCUGACCAAAUUACGGUCGGUGGUCUUGGGCCCGUCCUAUACGGAACCAAGGAAGAAGUAGCAGAUGAGAUUGAAAGAUGGGUUGAUGUUUCACAAGUGGAUGGAUUCAAUUUCACAUAUGCUAUCACUCCCGGAACCUUUGAGGAAUUGGUAAAUGAACUUAUCCCAGAAUUGAGAAAGAGAGGAUUGGCUUGGGAAGAUUACCCUGAGGAGGGUCUCACUUUCAGAGAGCAAGUUUUUGGAACUGAGGGCGAAGACCCUUCAUUUGUUGAUCCAACCCACCCAGCGUACAAACUAAGAUGGAGAGCAGGGGUAUCUAAAGAAGAUUUCGAAGCUAGUUUAAAUGAGACUACAACUUAG